AUGGACUGGAUCCAAGAAUAUCUAGACAUUAAUGACAAGACGCUCAAGAAGAUUUUCACCAAAUGUCCUUCCAUCGUGGGUCAAAAUCUCACAACACUAGAGGGGAAAAUGAAGUACUACCAAGAAACAUUGGGUUGGAGUAUCAAGGACGUUGCAACAGUCAUGACUACUUCUCGCAUUAUUACUUUAUCUACUGAAUUCAACAUUGAGCCAAAACGACAGUGGUUAAGCAAUACUUUCAAUGCUACCAAAAAUGACAUCUCCAAACUCAUCAAGAAGAACCCAGGACUGCUUAGUGCUAACGUUGAUGACAUGGUUGACAGAUUGGAAUUCCUCCAGGACCAGUUGGAACUCCAUUCUUCAGAAGCCAAACAAAAGCUUGUGUGGAAGGUUCCAUGUGCCUUGGCCUUGACAAAGGACACAUUGAAUAGCAAGGUUACGUGGUUCCAAUCAUCUUCCCUUGGCCUGACAAAAAGGGAGAUGGCCAAAGCAAUCAGAAGUCGACCUACAUUGCUUACCAGUAGCAUUGAAAUGAAUUUGGAACCUUCACUGAAGUGGCUCAAUGAUCGCUUUGGCCAAGCAGCAGCAAGAAAGAUGAUUAUGAGUAAUCCUCCGAUUUUGGGAUACAGCAUCUCAGAGAAAAUUGAGCCACGGCUGGACUACCUCGAGGGCACAUUCGGACUCAAUGAUACUGAGCUCUCCAUUAUGGUGUGCAAGCUUCCAUCUAUACUGGGCCUCAACCAAGCAAGCCUAGAGGAAAAGUUACAGUUUUACGCAACAUGUGUGGGAUCAAGGCCGGAGACACUUGAAUUUAUCAGCAGAAAUCCACGUUUACUGAGUGCUAGCCUUGACAAGAGGUUGAUUCCAAGGUGGGAACAAGUAUUGGAGUUUAAGCUGCCAGAACGAGGGUUCAGAGUACCCAUGUUGACUAUGGCAUGUUAUCCAUCAGCUCAAUGGGAAAAGUAUUUGGCACGAAGAAAGAUGCUAAUAUUGGAAAGUCAACAAACUCUAAAGUAA
Seminavis robusta is the source of this 1017-nucleotide messenger RNA. The record is from the annotation of a GenBank genome assembly. Lineage: Eukaryota; Bacillariophyta; Bacillariophyceae; Naviculales; Naviculaceae.